AUGCAGGGUGUGUCUUCAUCUCACUUCAUCUCAUCGCAUUUUCACUUGGUCCUCCUUGGACAGGUUGGGGCUGGGAAAAGUGCUACAGGAAACACCAUAUUAGGACAGAACAUAUUUACAUCAAAGAAAAGUUUAAAGGGAAUAACACAAGAGCUUCAGAUGGGUGAAGUUACAAUCGAUGGGCUUUGUGUUCAUGUUUAUGACACACCAGGGUUUUUCAGUCCUGGGGUAAAAAAUGAAGAAAUUGAGGGAAAAUGCCAGAAAGUUCUACACUUGGAUGAUUCAGUACCCACUGUGUUCCUACUGGUGGUCAGCACUGAUAGGUAUGGAGAACAAGAGAAGAAAACCACAGAAAUAAUUGUAAAGUUUUUGGGGGACAAGCAUUUACAGAACACCUGGAUUCUCUUCACCAAAGGAGAUGAGCUAGAGAGUAAUGAACUUACCAUUGAAGAUUACAUGGAAGAUUCAGAAGAUCUUAAAGAUGUUGUGCAAAAGUUUCACAACCGAUAUGUGUUACAAGUAUCUUUUUGUCUUUUAGCUGCAAACUCCCUGAACCAGCACCAGGGGACAGAAGACCUUCCUAACACUGACCAGGCCUUUCCUUCAGCAAAUUCAGCAGCAGCUACACAGACCACCUCUUCCAAUGAGAAAAACAAUCUCCCUCCUCGUAAAAUAUUACUUCUGGGGAAGACUGGUGUUGGGAAAAGUGCAACCGGAAAUACCAUAGUGGGAUGUAAUGUUUUCACAUCCCAAAGUGAUUUAAAUGCUGUUACUGAAAAAAGUCAAAUACACCAAUCAGAAGUCAAUGGAAGAAAAGUAUCUGUGAUUGACACACCUGGUUUCUUUGACUCAAAAAUUCCUAUAGAUAAAUUAACUGUUGAGUUUGGAACGUGUUUGAAAGAAGCUGAAGGAGGAGUUCAUGCUAUCCUUCUAGUUUUUCCGUAUGGCCGGUUCACAGAGCAGGAGGCAGAAAUGUUGAUGCGAGUUGAGAAGGUUUUUGGGAAAGAUGUGACAAAUCACAUUAUUAUUGUCUUCACUUAUGGGGAUAAAUGUAACUACAACAAUUUUGUUUCAAGCAUAAAGAAGAACAAAGAACUCACUGAUGUAAUAAACAAGUGUGGAGGCAGAUAUCACAUCAUUAACAAUGAAUGUAUGGAUAACAGAGAGCAGGUUACUUCAUUACUGCAGAUGAUUGACACAAUGAUAGAGAAGAAUAGAGGUCAAUGCUACACUAUUGAAAUGUUUAAAAAGGCAAUUAAAUCGGAUUCCUGGUGGGCAGUGGGAAUUUUAUUAGGAGUAAUUGGAGGAGGAGUAGCAGUAGGAGCAGUUGGCGCAGCAGUAGGAGCAGGAAUAGGAGCAGGAAUAGGAGCAGUAGGAGGAGUAGUAGGAGGAGUAGUAGGAGGAGUAGUAGGAGGAGUAGUAGGAGUAGUAAGAAGUGUAGCGGGAGGGAAGGAGGACAGGUGGAGGAGGCCCAGAAAGGUAAUUAAACCUUAAAUUACAUUUUUUUCAAAUUUUCUCACUUCAAGUGACAAAUUUAAGCUGAAAAUGUUAAAAUAUUUAGUGUUCCCAAUUGAAAUACGUUUUUUAAGUAGAGUAGCUUUCACUUUUUACAUUGUGUGGAUCAUCUUAAAGUUACAUAAGUUGUGUCUUUUUCUGUUUCUUAAUCUGUAAGAGAAAGUCCUAAACAAUAAAUAUGUUGAUAUCUCACCACA
Messenger RNA from Misgurnus anguillicaudatus (oriental weatherfish), 1712 nucleotides. The record is from RefSeq and is a predicted model, not a curated record. Lineage: Eukaryota; Metazoa; Chordata; Actinopteri; Cypriniformes; Cobitidae.